Messenger RNA from Zootermopsis nevadensis, 3030 nucleotides. NCBI's taxonomy places the organism in Eukaryota, Metazoa, Arthropoda, Insecta, Blattodea, Termopsidae. The record is from RefSeq and is a predicted model, not a curated record.
UCUCAUUUGAUGUCAUGGGCUCCGCCAGAGUCCCCCACGCUGCCAGCUGUGGGUACCAAGAGGUUCUAGCGGGCUGACGGGCCAGCCAGCCAGUCAGUCGUAUUCACGCAUUCGGCCAGUGUAGUUCGGUGCUUCACGGAGAUCGAAUGCGACAUGUCGCCGCACAGAUGAACAAGUCAAGACUGUCUUGUGUUCAUACUUAGUAUUCAUUGUUGUUUCUUGUUAUUUCGUCUCAGUGUUGUUGUUGUUGAGCUGUCGUCAGGAUGGAGAUAACGCCUGUGAUGAAGGAGACACGGUCUUUCCGCCCGUUCAAGUCGAGCGAGGAGUAUUUGUACGCCAUGAAAGAGGACUUAGCCGAGUGGCUGAACAUGAUGUACCCCGAGCUGGACAUCAACGUCGACAACUUCAUGGACCGUCUGGACACGGGAGUCGCACUCUGCAAGCACGCGAAUAGGGUGCGUCAGUGCGCAGUGGAGUAUGUCCAGAGGCGCCAGGCUCGGCGUCCCAGCAUCACGUCGAACCUGACCGAACUGGGGGAGGUGUACUACCUGCCAGCCGCCAAGCCGGGCACCUUCUUCGCUCGCGACAAUGUGUCCAACUUCAUCUCGUGGUGCCGUCGCGGCCUGUGUGUGCUGGAGUGCCUCCUCUUCGAGACGGACGAUCUUAUCCUUCGAAAGAACGAGAAACACGUGAUCUUGUGUCUGCUGGAGGUGGCGCGUCGCGGCGCCAAGUUCGGGAUGCUGGCUCCCAUGCUGGUUCAACUGGAGCGGGAGAUAGACCGUGAGAUCGCGGCCGAGCAGCGAGGUGACGGUCCGGGCGACAGUGACGAGGACGAGCCGUUCGGUCCCAUGCCCCAGGUCGUCACCAACGACCUCAAGAGUCUGGACGAGAUGGUGAGGGACCUCGUGGAGAGAUGCACUUGUCCCGUCCAGUUCCCCAUGAUCCGUGUCUCCGAAGGCAAGUACCGUAUCGGGGACACAAAAGUGCUCAUCUUCGUGCGGGUUCUUAGGAAUCACGUGAUGGUGAGAGUUGGAGGCGGUUGGGACACUUUGUCACACUACUUGGACAAGCAUGACCCCUGUCGCUGCAAGACAGCCCAUAGAUCGCCACUGUCCACGAAGCUCAUUCUUAAGUCUAAUGGUCCUCUGGAGCUGAGCACAGCCCAGGUUCUGUAUGAGAGGUCUCCUCCUCGCACCAGACGGUCCUCAGCCUCAAGUGUGAGCAGUGGGGGAGGGCUUCCGGUGUCCACCCGCAAUAGAAGUCGCUCCCCCAGCGUUUGUCUUCAGACACCGCGCUCCAACUAUGAUGUGAGCUCCACAGGUUUGGAUUCCCUAAAUGUAAACAGCGGUCGGCGUAGCAUAACUCCCACCAGAAGUCGGUCCCCAACUCCUAGGCUGAGUGUGACCAAGGCACCGUCGAAUUACGGCGGCAGCAACACGGGACUGAACACUUCCGGUCGUACUAGCAGAAACAGAAGUCGGUCCCCAGCACCACGCUCUCCGUCUCGCAACAAGAGUACCUGCAUCUCGUCUGCUGACAGCAACAACAACAAUAACAGCAACGAAGGCACGGCACCGUCCGACCAGCAAGCUCUGAAUGAUUCCGGUUCUGAGGUGUCCGAUGAGGGAUACCGCAGUCUGGGAAUUGUGGCUAGCUCUGCUGUGGAUGGAACAGCAGUUAAAACGGGCCACGACGAUCUCGGCAAGCCAGAGGAGGUGGAGGCAGACGACGCGCAACAUUCACAGCGUCUCAUUCCAACAAUCUCAACACCCCAUCCUCCGUCAGAGUGUAGCUCAUGUGAUGACGUCGCCCCGUCCUCCAGCAGACACAAAAGAACGCCUAGCGACGUUCAGCAACGUAGUCAGUGUUCUGACGCAGCCCCAAAUGUCUCUAAGAUGACUCGUAGCAAGUCAUCUGGUGGUGACCCCGGUCUGUUUUCCACCGGCUCACCCACCAGACGAGCAGGGGUGUAUCGAAGUGUUAGGUCGGAUCCCAGAGGCAUGACAUCGAGAACUGCCCAACAAAACAAUACGUGGAGUGGACGACAGGGGAAGGCCAAGUCACGACCUUCACUGAAUGGUGCUGGAUUUGAGAGGAACACGAUGCAACGCAGGAGUCUGGGAUCGGCCAACUCUACGCCGACUGCCCUACGCAGAAAUAAGGGCUCUCUCCCUGCCUCUCUGCAGGGCUCUCCCACAAAACAGAUUUCCCCACUGCUAGAGCAGAUUCUUCAGGUGAAAGAUUUAGACAAUGACGUCACAGUUCUAAACAAGAUGAAGGAGAUCAUCCAACAUUAUGCUGACAUUGUGGAUGAGAAAUUAGUAGAAGAGAAACGUCAUGAAGAACAAGCAUUGCCUGAGGAUGAACUAGACUUCACAUCAGCCUGGGUGCACGGGAAUGGGUCUCUGGGAAGAAUCAGGAAGGUGAGCCCAAGUCCGAGGAAGGACUCCAAGGUCGAAGGUGCUGUGAGCAGAAUUCCUGCUCCCGUAUUCUACAGACCCGUGGCGUCCACCACAGCGGAGUUGACCACACAUGGCGACAGUUGACAGCCAAGCAGUAGAUCUGACUAGCUUUACGCUUUCUGUUUAUGUACAUAUACUUUGUUUUCUGCAUGCCAUUUGUAGCGAUGGCAACACGUGCUCCUCUCUCUCUCUCUCUCUCUUCCAGGCAUUUAUCUAAUAAUUUAUUUAUUUAAUGACUGUAUAGUUAGUUUAGCUAGACAUAUUUUGUACUCAAAGCAUUGUUACAUCACGUCCAUUGUUAUAUCCAUCCGCUUCUUAAUUAUAUUGCGAAGCAAUUUUCUUUCUUCUGACAUCGUAAGAUGCACAAAACAGAAUUCCGUGCAAGUUGUAUUAUGACCUACGUAGGAAAAUAAUUAUUUAACGACUUAACGCACAUUUACGCAGACUUCUGCAAUAUUUAAAGUAAUUAUUAUUGCUAGAAUUUUUUUUUUUUACUUGGCAAUAACAUGUUGUCGUAUGUUAGACAAGGUAUAGAAUAGGCCAUGUUGACGUAUAGAUUUAUUAUGCC